This is a messenger RNA of Rangifer tarandus platyrhynchus (Svalbard reindeer), 2355 nucleotides long. Lineage: Eukaryota; Metazoa; Chordata; Mammalia; Artiodactyla; Cervidae. The record is from the annotation of a GenBank genome assembly.
AUGGUGGUAGUCACGGGGCGGGAGCCAGACAGCCGUCGCCCGGACGGUGCCAUGUCCAGCUCCGACGCCGAAGACGACUUUCUGGAGCCGGCCACCCCAACGGCCACGCAGGCGGGGCACGCACUGCCUCUGCUGCCGCAGGAGUUCCCUGAGGUCGUCCCCCUUAACAUCGGAGGGGCUCACUUCACCACACGCCUGUCUACCCUGCGGCGCUACGAGGACACCAUGCUGGCGGCCAUGUUCAGUGGGCGACACUACAUCCCCACCGACGCCGAGGGCCGCUACUUCAUCGACCGCGACGGCACACACUUCGGGGAUGUGCUGAACUUCCUGCGCUCGGGGGACCUGCCACCGCGGGAGCGCGUGCGGGCCGUGUACAAGGAGGCCCAGUACUACGCCAUUGGGCCCCUCCUGGAGCAGCUGGAGAACAUGCAGCCACUGAAGGGGGAGAAGGUGCGCCAGGCAUUCCUGGGGCUCAUGCCCUACUACAAAGACCACUUGGAGCGGAUCGUGGAGAUCGCCCGGCUGCGCGCCGUCCAGCGGAAGGCCCGCUUUGCCAAGCUCAAGGUCUGCGUCUUCAAGGAGGAGAUGCCCAUCACCCCCUACGAGUGCCCGCUGCUGAACUCGCUGCGCUUCGAGCGGAGCGAGAGUGACGGGCAGCUCUUUGAGCACCACUGUGAAGUGGACGUGUCUUUCGGGCCCUGGGAGGCCGUGGCUGACGUUUACGACCUGCUGCACUGCCUGGUCACGGACCUGUCGGCCCAGGGCCUCACCGUGGACCACCAGUGCAUCGGGGUGUGCGACAAGCACCUCGUCAACCACUACUACUGCAAGCGCCCCAUCUAUGAGUUCAAGAUCACGUGGUGCAGGAGGAAGAUGAGCCUUAAGUCUGAACGCCGAGGAAUUCAUGUGGAUCAAUCAGAGCUCCUCUGCAAGAAAGGAUGUGGUUACUACGGCAACCCUGCUUGGCAGGGUUUCUGCUCCAAGUGCUGGAGGGAGGAGUACCACAAAGCCAGGCAGAAGCAGAUUCAGGAGGAUUGGGAACUGGCAGAGCGUCUGCAGCGGGAGGAAGAAGAGGCCUUUGCCAGCAGUCAGAGCAGCCAAGGGGCCCAAUCCCUCACAUUUUCCAAGUUUGAAGAGAAGAAAACCAAUGAGAAGACCCGCAAGGUUACCACAGUGAAGAAAUUCUUCAGUGCUUCAUCCAGGGUUGGAGCAAAGAAGGCAGAAAUUCAGGAAGCAAAAGCUCCCAGUCCUUCCAUAAACCGGCAAACCAGCAUUGAAACGGAUAGAGUGUCUAAAGAGUUCAUAGAAUUUCUCAAGACCUUCCACAAGACAGGCCAAGAAAUCUAUAAGCAGACCAAGCUGUUUUUGGAAGCAAUGCAUUACAAAAGGGACUUAAGCAUUGAGGAGCAGUCAGAAUGUACUCAGGAUUUUUACCAGAAUGUGGCUGAAAGAAUGCAGACUCGUGGAAAAGUGCCUCCAGAAAGAGUUGAGAAGAUAAUGGAUCAGAUUGAAAAGUACAUCAUGACUCGUCUCUAUAAAUACGUGUUCUGCCCAGAAACUACUGAUGAUGAGAAGAAAGAUCUUGCUAUUCAGAAGAGGAUCAGAGCCCUGCACUGGGUUACACCGCAGAUGCUUUGUGUCCCUGUCAAUGAAGAAAUUCCAGAAGUGUCCGACAUGGUGGUGAAAGCAAUUACAGAUAUCAUUGAGAUGGAUUCAAAGCGUGUGCCCCGGGAUAAGCUGGCCUGCAUCACCAGGUGCAGCAAGCACAUCUUCAAUGCCAUCAAGAUCACCAAGAGCGAGCCGGCUUCAGCCGAUGACUUCUUACCCACGCUCAUCUACAUUGUCUUGAAGGGCAACCCCCCACGCCUUCAGUCCAACAUUCAGUACAUCACCCGCUUCUGCAACCCAAGCCGGCUGAUGACGGGCGAGGAUGGCUACUAUUUCACUAAUCUGUGCUGUGCCGUGGCUUUCAUUGAGAAAUUAGAUGCUCAGUCUUUGAAUUUAAGUCAGGAAGAUUUUGACCGAUACAUGUCUGGCCAGACUUCUCCCAGGAAGCAGGAAUCUGAGAGUUGGUCUCCUGAUGCCUGCUUAGGUGUGAAGCAGAUGUACAAGAAUUUGGACCUCCUGUCUCAGUUGAAUGAACGACAGGAAAGGAUUAUGAAUGAAGCUAAGAAACUUGAGAAAGACCUCAUAGAUUGGACAGAUGGAAUUGCAAAAGAGGUUCAAGACAUUGUUGAGAAAUACCCACUUGAAAUUAGACCCCCAAAUCAGUCUGUAGCAGCUAUUGACUCUGAAAAUGUUGAAAAUGAUAAACUUCCUCCACCGUUGCAACCUCAAGUUUAUGCAGGAUGA